UGACUUGCUCCUCGGAGUUCGCCCCGGACGUAGUGUCCUUGCGUAGUGUGGUCUGGCUGCUGCGCGGGAGCAGAGGGCAGCUAGGGUGAACCGUGCCUCCAUCCUCCCGUGGGCCUCGACCCCGGACAAUGUACGCAGAAGGGGGCGGACGCAGCCCCGGAGCCGUCGGGGCGGUACCUUCCUGCAUCGGCUUGGAGGGUGCCGAGUCCCUAAGGCCAGUGAACGCCUGUGCUGGAGCUCAGGGCAACGGAUCUCAAUCUGGAAGCCAAGAGAGCAGCUCCGGGAGCCUGGACACCAUGGAGGUGCCGGCGGGGGCGGCGCUGGCUUUGAGGCUGUUGAUCGCCGCGGUGUACCUGGCAGUGUGUGCGGUGGGCCUGGUGGGCAACGUGCUGGUGAUGGUGCUGGUGCGGGCGCGGCAGAAACGCCGGCCGUCGGCCUUGAAUUGCUUCGUUCUCAACUUGGCGGCCACCGACUUCCAGUUCGUGCUGACCCUGCCCUUUUGGGCGGUGGACACGGCGCGAGACUUCAGCUGGCCCUUCGGGAGCGCCAUGUGCAAGAUCGUGCUUUCGCUGACGGUGCUCAACAUGUACGCUAGCGCUUUCUUCCUCAGCGCCAUGAGCAUAGCUCGCUACUUCACUGUGGCGUGCGCCUUGCGCCGCCACAGCCUCGACAGCGGAGGGUCUGUUUGCUGUGGGCGGGCCACCCCGGGCUGGGUGUGUGGCCUGCUCUGGGUCGCCGCCUCCCUGGCCACAGCGCCCACGGCCCUCUUUUCCACCGUGGCCAGCGUGGCCGGCGAGCGGCUCUGCCUGCUCCGCUUCCCCGACGGCGGCUGGGACUGGCUGGCUCUGUACCACGUGCAGAAGAUAACUGUAGCCUUCCUGCUGCCCCUGGCCACCCUGUCCGCCUGCUAUCUGCUGCUGGUGCGCUUCGUGCGCAGCCGGCCCCGGCCUUGGCUCCGAGGAGCCGCCCCCGGCUCGUCGGGGACCCCUAGCAGUUCUAGGGGGUCCUCACGCGUGACCCGCUCCGUGACCGUGGUUGUGCUCGCCUUCUUCCUCUGCUGGCUGCCCAAUCAUGCCAUCACUCUGUGGGGCGUGCUGGUCAAAUUCAACGCCGUGCCCUGGGACCGGGCCUACUACCUGGUGCACAGUUACCUGUUCCCGGUGACCAUCUGCCUGGCGCACGCCAACAGCUGCCUCAACCCCUUGCUUUAUUGCCUGCUGCGCCCGGAAUUCCGGCAGCUGUUGUGGGAGCUGUGCUGCCGUCGCUGCCGGCGGGACCGUCUCUUGUCCACCCGAUCAGCCAAGGGAGGGCCCGCGAGCUCUGCCCCGGGACCGGCCCCGAGGCAGUGGAGGAGCUCGAGCCGCAGCGAGUCACCGCAGCCGUUGGACUGAGCCGGAGCCCGGGAAAUCCCGCGACCUGGGCCAGAAGGGAGGGAAAGACAGCCGCCUGCAGAGCUUUGGGGAUCAGGACCAAGGAGAGAGGGCAGCAGGUUUCCCAGGGGAAAGUUAGAGCUGGACAGAAAUGCAGAGGUCAGGGAACCAAGCCUUCCACUUUUAGAUGAGCAAACUACGGCCAGAGCGGGGGAAGAUGUUUACUUAAGGUCUCACCACUAGCCAAUAGAAGUCUUCUAACGCCAGGUCCAGCGCUCCUUUCAUCUCCCUGCCUCCCUCUCCUCCCUGUUGGGGCGCCAGUCUGUGGCCGGGCUGGGUGAAGAUGGGAGCCCCCGGAGGGAUGGGUUUCGGGGUAGGGGCUACGAAGGAAGAGAUUACCUGGACAGUCGUGUUUUCCUGACGUCGGGGCACUUCAGAGCCUGGGCUCCCAGGGCUUGAGGCACUCAUCACCUGCAGCCCUGUCAUCCGGUGACACAUUUGUCAUAUGUUUAUUUUCUUUUUAAUCGAUUAAGAUUUAUAGUCUGGGAAAUCGGUGCUUUGUUUUUGUGUGGGUCUAGCGGGGUGUGGAGGAGGGAGCUCAUGGGUUGCAUCCAUUAACUAAGCAUAUUGAUUGCGGAGAAACUCCAAGCAUGAAAAGCAUGCCUCAAGGGAAAGGGGAAGGCAAUUUGGAGCCUCUGGUGGGUUCCAGCAUUUCUGACUGCAUCAUCUUAUACAUCCAUAAAAGAAAAAACUCUCCUGAGACUUAAAGGGCAUAAAUAGGACCACCGGGACCAUCAAGCUAGUCCACCUCCCAGGAUUGCCAGACUGGAAAUUUCUUCUUGGUACUAGCAUGUUCUCAAUUUCUUCAUGUGUGCUAUAAGUGGAACAACUGGACUGAGGCUCUGGGACCAAGGACUUUCUCCAUGUGAGGCAUCUGGAAUAGCUACAGUCUAUUCUUUUGAACCUCUGAAGCAACAUUUUUCUGGAACGUGGUUCUAAAAUUGGGAUCUAAACGGGUUUUUAAGGUGUAGCUGUAAGCUGGCUCCUUGUGGUCAAAUCAGAUUAAAUGGAUGAAUUUA
Monodelphis domestica (gray short-tailed opossum) is the source of this 2449-nucleotide messenger RNA. RefSeq names its product relaxin-3 receptor 1-like. NCBI's taxonomy places the organism in Eukaryota, Metazoa, Chordata, Mammalia, Didelphimorphia, Didelphidae. The record is from RefSeq and is a predicted model, not a curated record. Gene Ontology annotation, molecular function: C-C chemokine binding; C-C chemokine receptor activity. Gene Ontology annotation, cellular component: external side of plasma membrane; membrane. Gene Ontology annotation, biological process: immune response; calcium-mediated signaling; positive regulation of cytosolic calcium ion concentration.